This is a messenger RNA of Caenorhabditis elegans, 4472 nucleotides long. RefSeq names its product Nuclear hormone receptor family member nhr-66 (gene nhr-66). The transcript has 8 exons. The record is from RefSeq and is marked reviewed. Gene Ontology annotation, cellular component: nucleus. Gene Ontology annotation, biological process: regulation of DNA-templated transcription. NCBI's taxonomy places the organism in Eukaryota, Metazoa, Nematoda, Chromadorea, Rhabditida, Rhabditidae. Gene Ontology annotation, molecular function: RNA polymerase II cis-regulatory region sequence-specific DNA binding; zinc ion binding; DNA-binding transcription factor activity. Bases 2485 to 4065 code for a protein of 526 amino acids.
AGAGCGGUGGGCUCACCGGCGAUCCCAUCAUCGUCAUCGUGCUCCGAGCCGUCAACAUCACAAGCAUCUACAGUAGUUUCAGCUCCAACUCUUCCACCACCAUCACCAUUAACAUCGCUGCCACAAAAGCCCGCCCCUUUGAUGCCAUCAGGUCAUGUCACAACUGUAGAUCAACAGAAUCGACAGCAGCAUCAGCAGCAGCAGAGGCAACAACAACAGGCUCAGCAACAAAAUUCGAUGGCUCGAAAAUAUUCAAUGGAUACGAUACAGCAUCACACAAUGCAGCAUCCACAUCAGUUGCAAUAUAUUCCAAAUCGUGAGUUUUUUUUAUUUGCAAACUAUUUAAAAUGAGAACCUUUUCAAAAAAAGUAAACUUUUUUUGGAAAAUGAUUCCGGUGGUGAUGAUGAAGAUUUUUAUCUAUUUAUAAAAACAUUUUUUGAGCUCAUGAUUAAAUCGAAAUCCAUAUUUGGAUCAUAUCUAAUAACUUUCAAUGAAGUAUCUGACAUAAUUAUUCCCUAUAGAAACAAAAAGUGUAUGCCUUCCUACCGACCGAGUACCUAUUGCAAAAUGCACACGUUACCAUUUUUGAAUUUCUUAUUUGAAUUUUCAACAAAAUAUCUGAGAAUAUCAAAAACCAAAAAUUUAUACCAUAGUAAAACAAAUAGGCAGGUACGUAGGCAGGUAGGCAUUAUGCAAUCUCGAACACCCGAAGCCUCUCUAACUAGCUUAAAACUACAUAGUUGCUUUUGAAAAUUAAGGAAAUCAGAUUUUUUGCUCAUGGCUUAAUGGGGGUUCUGCUUCAAAAAAUCCAAAAUAGUCUGGAAUUCAGAAUUAACACAAAAAAAAUCGGGAAAAAACCCAACUUUAAAAAACGUUAUUUUUCAAUUUUAAUAAAAAUUUCCCUGUUUGUAUUUCCUCCAAAAUGAGAAUCCACGCCCAUUUUCGAACUCCGCACACUCCGUCUGAUUGGUGGAGAAGUGGGCGUCGUUCAUUUCUUGCAGUUAAUUUUUGGAGGAAAUUCAAAGUGGAAUUAUAAAAAUUUGCGUUCUUUAAAGUUUAAUUUUUCAUUCUUUCUCGAUUUUUAUUCUAAGACAAUUUUGGGGUUUUUUGGAGCAAAAACGCCAUUCACGCUCCACCUUUAAAGCAUUUUGCUUCUUUCUUUUGGAACUUUUUUCUAAACGUUAAGUAAGUAUUAGUUAGCUUUCGUACAUUUGAUUAUAAUCCCACUAGAUUUGAUCAGUCUGACCACAUAAAAGAAACGAUGCUCAUGCUCAAUGAUCAACGUCAGAAUGUUUGAACACUGUUGAGCUAACAGGGGAACCGCUAGACAUAGGCUUCGUAUAUUUUCUUGUGUUUGGUCAAAGAUCAUAACACACGUGUAUUUUAUUCUAAAGUUGAAUUUGAUAGAUGAACAGAGAUUGGGAACAAAGUAUGUGAUUAGUGAUAAGAUCGUUGGGAUUAGAGAUUGAACUUGCACCGACGAAAAGAAAUUACACUGGUGACGUUUUGGAGUCUAGACGAAAAUAUAUUUUGAUUUCUGCUGAAAUGCUGUUUGAAAGUGCGAGAGAGAUUUUUAGCAGAAAAGAAAAAUGAUAUUUUGAUUUUCUCCAAAAACGUUAUAGGCUACAAGUUGAAUGUGGCGACAAUAACUAUUUAAUCUGCUUUUAUUCUAAUUUUGAUAUACUCGAGAGCAUACAAGUGGUUUCAUCUGAUAAUGUUGAUCAUGAAAUAUUAUGUUAAGAAAAUUAUUUGGUUACUGAAAAAACUGAACAACAUUUUCAAAUUUGCACUAAAUGUUUUCUACGUAUCAGAAGAGGGGAACCCUAUGAUACUUUGAUCUAUGUCUCUCGCUGUCUCAUCUUUUGCAUUAAGUAGGUCUAUGCCCUCCUCCUCCUCCUCCUCCUCCUAAACCUCCAUAUCGUACUCUAGUUUCAUAUUGGAAUACCUGUGAUGUCAUUACAUUUCGUCUCAUACCUUUUAUAUUACGUCGCUCUCUCAAUUUGAAACACUGUUUCCCUGGUAUAUUUUCAAUGUAACGCCCUCUGUCCGCCCGACUCCUCGCGCGCUUCACCGCCACGCUCCUUACAACUGUUUGCUCAACUGAUCACAGUUUGUUUAAUGCUCGGUUCCCUUCACCGAGCGGACUGUGUCUCGGAGAGAGCAAAAUAACAGAAACUCUUACCGUCUGCGUCUGCGAUUCGCUCCCAUCUCUUGCGUUCCACACAACUGCCACCCUCACGGGCCACUCUCUUACUCUCUCAGUCUCUACGUACUUCUCUAUAUAGUUCUCAUCUAUCUAUAUAGUUGUCUCUACCAGCAUACCAUCAUCAUCAUCACUGUCAUCAUCAAAACCACCAUCAUCAUUGCCAUUGUACAUUCAACACGCUUCGAUUUAUGUUUUAGAAACGUUCAAAAAAUAUUUGUUCUUUUUUUUCAAGAAAAAUCCGAGAAAAAAUCAAAUAAAGAUCAAAAUAUUAACUGUAAUGGACGUGAUUCGUCUUCUAGACUUCAUGACUGCCUCAACUGAUGUGUUCGCAGCAAUGGAUAUGAGUCAGAAACAGUCAUCACCUCCUGGAAUAUUUAAAAUUGCCAAGAACGAGCCGAGCAGCUCAUCGAAUUCGCAACCUGGCACACCGGCAAUGGGUGAUCGACGAGCGGUUCCUGCUUGCGCCAUUUGUGGUACAGAUUCGACGGGUAUUCAUUUCGGAGUGGACGCGUGUGCCGCGUGUUCGGCGUUCUUCCGACGAACAGUUGUUCUCAAUAAAGACUAUUCAUGUAACAAGGGAGGAAAAUGUACAGUAGUCAAAGAUGGAUCAGCUGGUCAAAAAUGCAGAGCAUGUCGAUUUCGUAAAUGUAUCAGUUCAGGAAUGGAUAAAAACUCUGUUCAACAUCGUCGUGAUGCUAUCGGAAAGUAUUCGGCAGGUGUAAAACGAGAGCUGAGCCCCGAUGCGGAAUUCGAACCAUCAGCUAAAGUGUCGACAGUUAGUGAACCGAGCACAUCGUCGGGACCAUCUGGAGGUUUCAAUCAAAAUGUUUCAUCUCCGGCUGGAAUUCCAAGAGUUCCAAGUACACUCCGAACAACACAAGCAUCGACUUGUAUGAACUCAGCAUGUGGUCAGAAAUCCGUUCUUCAUGAGCUCAUUUGUCGACAAAAUUUUCUAACGGAACAACGACAACUUUUUUAUGCUGGAUGCUUAGGCGAUUGGUUUCGGAAACCAUCGUCUAUUGAGAAUCAAACUCUCUCCGAACUCACCGACUUCUCGAGUUGCAUGUUUCAUUUAUGGAAGAUCGAACCUCGACUUGCUGCAGAUUUUAUGAACCGAAAUCGAUAUCUGGAUCCGUUGCCAAUUGUAGAGAAAUUAAAAAUCUAUCGAAAUUUUGUGAUAAUGCGUCAAUCCGUCGAAGAGCCUUACUUGACUUGGAGGCACGGUGGACUCGAGAAACGAUGGUUCGUGAUGCCCAAUAAUACGUAUAUUGACUUCAAUAAUAUUGCCAAAUAUUUUGAAAAUGGAGCACUGAAAGAUCUCAAAUUGGACUAUGAGACGACGACAAAUCUGUUCCUUCCUUCAUUCACACAUGCAAUGGACACAAUCGGAGAAAAAAUGAAGAAAAAUAAUAUAACGGAAACAGAGCUCACCAUUCUUCUCGGGCUUGUGCUCCUCGAUCCAGGAAUAUACGGAAUCCAUGAGAGCACUAGAAAAUUUUUGAAAAGAAUUCGAGAUCAGCUUAUUCAUGAUGUUUAUAUGUACUAUGAAGAUGAAAUGUCACAUUUGUAUGAUCCAGAAAUUCGAAUGGCUGAUAUUUUCAUGCUUGUCGCCGCUAUAAAGAUUCACUCGAUCAAAACGUCAGAAAAUAUGCACAUGCUCCGAGUGUUUGAUUUAAUCCCGGCGGAUGCAUGUUUCAACCAGAUGCUUGACGUGGAAAGUGUAAACGUUUCUCCAGAUGGACAAAAAGACUCAGAAGCUGAGCAAGGACCAAGUCCUGUUUCCGUCCCAGAAGCGGCACGUGGCAGCUACCAAGAUGAUGAUAUGCCUCCUGUUCUCGAAAAAAACUGUGAUCUUUAGAGCCUGUGUAUCUCUUUUUGUGAUUGAACCCCUUUUCUAGUCAUAUGUGCGUUUUCAUUCCCGAUUGUACUACAAUGAUUACCUCUCUCCGGUUUUGUAGGGUUUCUUUUUUAUGACGAUGUUUAUAUUCUAAGUGCCUAUUUUAUAUUGUUGACAUUUUGAAAGAGAAAAGAAUAUUGCAUGUUUUUGGUUUCAUUACCUCUUAGCAACAAUUUAACCUCAUCAUACUUUAAUUGUGACGAUCUCCAAGUGUUAUGGGUUUUUAUUAAAGAACCUCUUCUCAUUCAUUUCAUUUCCCUUUCCCCAUAUUUUUUCUUGAUUACUUGAAAUGUAUUGAAAAUAUGCUGUUGAUAUUCGAUGUAAUUUGCAACAUACAAUAAUUUUUAUGAUAAAUUAUUUGCCAUUUA